Molecule: messenger RNA, 1894 nt
Organism: Tupaia belangeri chinensis (Chinese tree shrew)
Lineage: Eukaryota; Metazoa; Chordata; Mammalia; Scandentia; Tupaiidae
Gene: GFRA3
Product: GDNF family receptor alpha 3
Exons: 8
Coding region: 112-1296 (394 amino acids)
Biological process (GO): nervous system development
Cellular component (GO): signaling receptor complex; external side of plasma membrane
Molecular function (GO): signaling receptor activity
Source: RefSeq, a predicted model, not a curated record
GAGGGGCGGGAGGCGGUGGUGGGAGGCGCCGGCGGAGGAACCCCGCUCGCGGAGCUCGAGCUUGGGUGCGAGAAACGAAGGAAGCGUGGCUCCCGGCGCUUGCACCUUGCCAUGGUGCGCCCCCUAAACCCGCCGUCGCCCAUGGUCCUGCUGCUGCUGCCGCUGCUCCCGCUGCUCCUGCCUCUUGGGUCCGGAGACCCCUCGCCCACAGAGAGCCGCCUCGUGAACAGCUGUAUCCAGGCCAGGAGGAAAUGCCAGGCCAAUCCCACUUGCAAUGCUGCCUACCACCAUCUGGAUUCCUGCACCUCUAGUUUAAGCACCUCACUGUCCUCAGAAGAGCCUUCAGUCCCUGCAGACUGUCUAGAGGCAGCCCAGCAACUCAGGAACAGCUCUCUGCUCGGCUGUACGUGCCACCGGCGCAUGAAGAACCAAGCUACUUGCCUGGACAUCUAUUGGACUGUUCACCCUGCCCGCAGCCUUGGUGACUAUGAGCUGGAUGUCUCCCCCUAUGAAGACACGGUGACUAGCAAGCCCUGGAAAAUGAAUCUCAGCAAACUGAACAUGCUCAAACCAGACUGGGACCUCUGCCUCAAGUUUGCUACGCUGUGUACUCUUAAUGACAAGUGUGACAGGCUGCGCAAGGCCUACGGGCAGGCGUGCUCAGGACCCCACUGCCAUCAGCACUCCUGCCUCGUGCAGCUGCGCACCUUCUUUGAAAAAGCAGCGGAGCCCCACGCGCAAGGUCUACUGCUUUGCCCUUGUGCGCCCACUGAUCUGGGCUGUGGGGAGCGGCGGCGCAACACCAUCGCCCCCAGCUGUGCUCUUUCACCUACAGCCCCCAACUGCUUGGAGCUGCGGCGCCACUGCCUCUCUGACGCAUUGUGCAGAUCACGCCUGGCAGAUUUCCAGACCCACUGCCAUCCGAUGGACAUCCUAGGGACAUGUGCAACAGAGCAGUCCAGAUGUCUGCGGGCAUACCUGGGGCUGAUCGGGACUGCCAUGACCCCCAACUUUGUGAGCAAUGUCAACACCAGUGUUGCCCUAAGCUGCACCUGCCGAGGCAGUGGCAACCAGCAGGAGGAGUGUGAACGGCUUGAAGGAUCCUUUUCCCGCAACCCCUGCCUCAUGGAGGCCAUUGCAGCUAAGAUGCGUUUUCACAGCCAACUCUUCUCCCAGGACUGGGCAGACUCUACCUUUUCUGUGAUGGAACACCAGAAUAAAAAUCCUGCUCUGAGGCCACAGCCCGCUCUUUUCUUCUGCAUCCUUACCUUGAUUCUGCUCCUGAGCCUCUGGUAGCUGGACUUCCUGGGGGACUGCUUACACUCCACCACAUCUAUUCAGCUUUGCAGCCUGCCUGGGGUGAAGGAAGGACGGCAUGAGGAAGGAGAUGCAGUCCACAACAUGGCAACCCUGACACCCCCUGCUCUCCAGCAUGUCCAGUUGGCUCCAGAUGAGGCCCAGUAGAAGUUAGAAGCUUUGACCUACAUUGGAUGGUUAUCAUUCAGCCCACCCCUAACUCCUCUUCUGACUCAGGCUACCUCUCCUUGGGAUUUGGUGACCACAGUUAGCCAUAUCUCCUGGUAGUGACCAGCUGUAUCAAACUCUUUCCUGAUCCCAUCCUCCUCCACAGGAUCACUCAGAGUCUAACAGUCAUUCUCUAUUAAAUUCUCUAGAUAGGCAAGGCUGGGUGUUCUAAGGUAGCCUAAAAUGUCUUCCUCACAUUCACCGUUGUGAGGAAGGCUGGAGCAGAUGUCUAACCCCUUGUUUCCCCCUUUGAAUAGGGGAUGGGAACCUGCUACCUGCACCAGUCUGCCUCUGGAUCUUGCAGAAAUUUGAGCAUGAGGAGCUGGAGCCCAUGGGCCUUGCUUUAUUCCUACCACUGUCCUAAUUUCCC